UAAAAAAAUUCGUAGUCUUGUUUUUAAUUUUUCCUUUUUUCUUUUUGGAAAAUUAAAUCGUGUAUAUUUGAUUUCAUCGUUGUCGUCAAAUUUGCCACAAAAUUAAGUCUGGCGGUUAACGGCUUUUGAUUUCGAUUCUUCUCUGUUCAGCAGUUUCAAUUGAGGAGAAGUUACCUCUUUAACUGAAGAAGAAGAAAAGGAAGAGGAAGAAGAGAUUGGAAUUUAGGGCUUUUGGAUAGUGGAAUUUGAGGUGCCAGUAUUCCAGGGUUUUGGAAGUGUUGAAUUUUUGUGGCUGUGGUUGUGAGAGCAGCAAAUGAAUGAAUCAUGAUGACUGCGAUCAGGUGGGAUAGUUGUCGAUGGGCACCCCUGACAACAAACUAUCUGACUUUGUUGACAUAGUUAAGUCGUGGAUCCCUAGGAGGAGUGAACCACUGAAUGUGUCCAGGGAUUUUUGGAUGCCCGAUCAGAGUUGUAUGGUAUGCUACGAGUGUGACUCCCAAUUUACAGUAUUUAAUCGUAGGCAUCAUUGUCGACUUUGUGGCCGGGUUUUCUGUGCCAAAUGUACGGCAAACUCGGUUCCUGCCCCCUCUGAUAAGCCAAGAGCUAGUCGGGAAGAUUGGGAACGGAUUAGGGUAUGCAAUUACUGCUUCAAGCAAUGGGAGCAGGGGAUAGCAGCUGUUGAUAAUGGGACCAAAGCACCUUCUCCUGGUCUCAGUCCAUCACCAUCUGCAACAAGCUUGGCCAGUACCAGGUCUUGCUGCACCUGUAAUAGUAGUAGCAGCACUGUUGGUUCUACUCCGUAUCCAACUGGACCUUACCACCGUGUGAAUUAUAAUUCUGGUCUUAGUCCUUGUGAAUCUGUCCAGAUGAAUGCACCUGCUGAAAAAAACAAUGAGAUAUCUGGGAUGAGCACAAAUCCCAGUUCUGCCGUAGUAGAUUCUUCUUCAAACCAUUUUGGCUUUUGUGGUAACAGGAGUGAUGAUGAAGAUGAUGAUUAUGGUCUAUUUCGUUCAGAUUCAGAAUCAAGGCAUUAUGCUCACGAUGAAGAGUAUUAUGGUGCAAUCAAUAUUGAUGAAAUUGACCAUGUUUAUGGAUCAGAUAAAGUGCAUCCUGACGGAGAAAACGCCAAUGCAAAAUCUUUGAGUGGUUCCCCAUUAGCUGAGAAUUUCGAUGCACAAAGUGUGGAUGGAAUCAAGAAAUUUCAAGAAGUAAAUGAGCGAGAGAAUGCUGACGAGGGUGAAGCCCCAGCUUAUGAUGUGGAUGGUACAGAUGCUGAGCCUGUGGAUUUUGAGAACAAUGGUUUACUCUGGCUCCCUCCAGAGCCUGAGGAUGAAGAAGACGAAAGAGAAGCUGCUUUAUUUGACGAUGACGAUGAUGAUGAGGGUGCUACAGGGGAGUGGGGAUAUUUACGCUCUUCACAUAGUUUUGGCAAUCGGGAGUGCCGUAGUAGGGAUAAGACCAGUGAGGAGCACAGGAAGGUAAUGAAAAAUGUGGUGGAAGGGCAUUUUAGAGCUUUGGUAUCGCAGUUUUUGCAGGUUGAAAACCUCCCUGUAGGGGACAAGGAUGAUGGAGAGAGUUGGUUGGAUAUAAUCACAUCUUUGUCAUGGGAAGCUGCAACACUUCUGAAGCCAGAUACAAGCAAGGGAGGAGGAAUGGAUCCUGGAGGAUAUGUGAAAGUUAAAUGUCUAGCUUCCGGGUGCCGCAAUGAAAGUGCUGUGGUUAAAGGAGUUAUUUGUAAGAAAAAUGUGGCUCAUCGGCGAAUGACAUCAAAGAUAGAUAAACCUCGUUUUCUAAUACUUGGAGGAGCUUUGGAAUAUCAGCGUGUUUCUAACCACUUGUCAAGUUUUGAUACGUUGUUGCAACAGGAAAUGGACCAUUUGAAGAUGGCAGUUGCCAAAAUUGAUGCACAUCAUCCUAAUGUUCUUUUGGUGGAGAAAUCUGUGUCCCGGUAUGCUCAAGAGUACCUUCUUGCCAAUGACAUAUCACUUGUUCUCAAUAUUAAGAUGCCACUCUUAGAGCGUAUAGCCCGCUGCACUGGUGCUGAAAUAGUUCCAUCCAUUGAUCAUCUAUCAUCACCGAAGUUGGGUUAUUGCGAUGAGUUCCAUGUGGAGAAAUUUCUUGAGGAGCAUGGAAGUGCUGGGCAAGGUGGGAAGAAAUUGAAGAAGACUCUAAUGUUUUUUGAGGGUUGCCCAAAGCCUUUGGGUUAUACUAUUUUACUCAAGGGUGCCAAUGGAGAUGAAUUGAAAAAGGUGAAACAUGUUGUCCAAUAUGGAGUUUUUGCAGCUUAUCACUUGGCUCUUGAGACGUCAUUUCUAGCUGACGAAGGUGCCACGCUUCUGGAGGUCCCUUUAAAGUCUCCUAUAACUGUUGCCUUACCCGGUAAACCAUCUAGUUUUGACAGGUCUAUUUCCAUCGUACCUGGUUUUACCAUCCCAUUGUCUGGGAAGCCCCUGGCUUCUCAAUCUAUAAAUGAAUUGCUGAAAUCCAACAAAGUGGUUAUCUCAGAUAGACCAUCAUCUCCCAACAUUGAGCCCCCUUGCAAAUCUAUAGGGGCCAGUUCAUCUUGCUUGUCAAAAGGUCCUCAGGCUCUGACUACGUCCAAGGAAUCUGCCUCAGACUCUGUUGAAGCUAUUACUUCCUUGAAUUCACUCUCUGCUUCAAGGGAGGGUAUCUCUUCUUAUAACAAUGUUCCCUCCUUAAAUCAUGCAUUUGGCAAGAUCUAUGGAGUGGAUCCUAAAGAAUCUGUUCAGACCAAAAUAACUUGCAGUGGGGCAACUCUAAUGGGUGACCGGUUCAUUUCUUGUUGUCAAAGAUUAUCAGAAGGACCAGAGCAAGGUGGUGGCAGUAAUUAUGCUGGUGGCAGUAUGAUGGCUGCAAAUCAUCUAGAUAGUGCAGAGUUCACAUCCUCAAAACGGGAUCCCAGUAACAAUAAUGAAGAUGCAGGGUCCUCAAAGGAAGAGUUUCCUCCAUCACCUUCAGACCACCAGAGCAUUUUGGUGUCAUUAUCAACACGUUGUGUGUGGAAGGACACUGUGUGUGAACUGUCCCAUCUCUUUCGAAUCAAAUACUAUGGGAGCUUUGAUAAGCCUUUGGGGCGAUUUUUACGAGAUCAUCUGUUUGAUCAGAGCUUCUGUUGUCGAUCAUGUGAGAUGCCAUCUGAGGCACAUGUUCAUUGUUAUUAUCAUCGGCAAGGCAGCUUGACGAUAUCUGUUAAGAAACUACCAGAUCUUCCCUUGCCAGGAGAGCGGGAAGGCAAGAUUUGGAUGUGGCAUAGGUGCUUGCGAUGCCCUCGGACCAAUGGAUUCCCUCCAGCCACUCGAAGAGUUGUAAUGUCUGAUGCUGCUUGGGGUUUAUCCUUUGGGAAAUUUUUGGAGCUGAGCUUUUCUAACCAUGCAGCUGCUAGCAGAGUUGCAAGCUGCGGUCAUUCCCUUCACAGAGAUUGUCUUCGAUUCUAUGGUUUUGGGAGAAUGGUUGCUUGUUUUCAAUAUGCUUCCAUCGAUGUUCAUUCUGUUUAUCUUCCACCUUCAAAACUGGAAUUUAAUUAUGAUAAUCAGGAGUGGAUACAAAGUGAAGCAAACAAGGUGAGUAACAGGGCAGAAUUCCUAUUUAGCGAAGUGCAUAAUGCUCUUCAAAAGAUUUCAGAGAAAUUAUUAGGUUCAGGGUCCCUAGAUGGUGGCAUAAAGGCACCUGAAAGAAGAAUCUGUAUCGAAGAACUGGAAACCAUGCUGCAAAAAGAUAGAAAAGGAUUUCAGGAAUCUUUACAGGAAGUGCUUUUUAAGGAGGUGAAAGUUGGCCAACCUGUUAUUGACAUUCUUGAGAUCAAUAAAUUACGGAGGCAAAUGCUCUUUCUUUCUUAUGUUUGGGACCAAAGGCUGAUACAUUCAUAUAGUUCAAUUAACAAUAAUAUACAGGAAGUUAUGAGCAGUUCCAUCCCAAAGCUUGGAUUGAAGCCUGUAAGUUCUGUGGAGAACCUUGUAGGGAUGAAUGUGAGUCCCAAGCCAAGUAAAGUCCUUAGUAGUUGUGAUUCAGCCGUAGUUGAGAUCAAGGCUGAUAUAAGCAUAAAUCAAGGAGGCAAAAUUGGUGAAAUUAGCAAGCCAGGUGGAGAUCACAAAGAAAAGGGCAUGGAUCAGGACUUUAAUAACAGGAAGGAGGCUGAACCUUCUCUUUCUUCUAGUGCAAUUACCGGUGAGAAAUCUGAUUCUUUGGAAUCUGAAAAAGUUGUACGAAGGGCCCUGUCGGAGGGGGAAUUUCCAAUUAUGGCAAAUUUAUCUGACACCCUUGAGGCAGCAUGGACUGGCGAAAGUCACCCAGCUAGCAUAGUUCCUAAGGAGAAUGGUUACUCUGUUCCUGAUUCAGUCAUGGAGGAUAUGUCAACUGCGGUAAAUUCGGAUCUGGGUAAUCAUGCUAGUGAUCAUGGUGAAGUGGAAGUGGGUUGUUCUCCUCAGUCUGCUUUGCCUACUAAGGGACUUGAAAGUAUGGAGAAGUCUAUGAGCUGGGCAAGCAUACCAUUUCCAAAUUUCUACGACUCAUUUAGUAAGAAUUCUUCAUUCAAUGCUCAAAAGCUCAGUAUCAACGAGUAUAAUCCAGUCUAUGUCUCAUCGUUUAGGGAUUUGGAAAGACAAAGUGGUGCCAGGCUGCUGCUUCCUAUUGGUGUUAAUGACACAGUAGUGCCUGUUUAUGAUGAUGAGCCCACUAGUAUUAUAGCAUAUUCUCUUGUCUCAUCAGAUUAUCAUUCACUGAUGUCUGAGUUGGAGAGACCAAAAGAUGCUGUAGAUUCUGCUGUUUCAUCGUCACUUUUUGAUUCAGUGAAUCUGCUCUCACUUAAUUCUUUUAAUGAGUUAUCUUCUGAUUCUUUCAGAAGUUUUGGAUCUGGUGAUGAUGGUAUCUUGUCGUUGUCUGGGUCACAUAGCUCCCUGGUUUCUGACCCUCUCUCGUACACAAAGAAUAGGCCUGCCAAAGUUUCUUUUACAGGUGAUGGCACCCUUGGGAAGGUGAAGUUUUCCGUAACUUGUUAUUAUGCAAAGCGGUUUGAGAGCUUGAGGAGGACUUGCUGCCCUUCUGAGCUGGAUUUUAUACGGUCUCUCAGUCGUUGUAAGAAGUGGGGUGCCCAAGGUGGCAAGAGCAAUGUCUUCUUUGCAAAAACUUUAGAUGAUCGAUUUAUCAUCAAACAAGUUACAAAGACAGAACUAGAAUCAUUCAUCAAGUUUGGACCAGCUUAUUUCAAUUAUUUGUCUGAUUCAAGAAGCCCAACUUGCCUGGCAAAGAUUUUGGGCAUAUAUCGGGUUUCAUCAAAGUACCUUAAAGGAGGGAAGGAGUCAAAAAUGGACGUUUUGGUGAUGGAAAAUCUCUUCUUCAGGCGUAACGUUACAAGGAUUUAUGACCUUAAAGGAUCUUCUCGAUCAAGGUAUAAUCCUGAUACAAGUGGCAGCAACAAAGUUCUUCUGGAUCAGAAUUGGAUUGAAGCAAUGCCGACUUCUCCAAUUUUUGUUGGAAGCAAGGCGAAGCAGUUGUUGGGGAGGGCUGUCUGGAAUGACACAAACUUUCUUGCUUUAAUUGAUGUAAUGGACUAUUCAUUACUGGUUGGUGUGGAUGAGGAAAAGCAUGAGCUUGUUAUUGGAAUAAUUGAUUUCGUGAGGCAAUACACAUGGGACAAGCAUCUUGAAACUUGGGUGAAGACCUCGGGCAUCCUUGGUGGGACUAAAAACACAUCUCCGACUGUGAUCUCGCCCCAUCAGUACAAGAAACGAUUCAGAAAAGCUAUGACUACUUAUUUUCUCAUGGUGCCAGAUCAGUGGUCUCCUCCGCCAUCUGCUCCUAGUGGGUCGCAGACAGACCUUUGUGAAGAAAAUACUGAAGGUGGUAAUUCUAUUGAAUGAUAAUGUGGAUCCUUUUGCCUGUAUAUGUCAUGAUGUAAGUUCAAUACCCCUUCUCUCUCUAUUCCUUCUCUUCUUUUUAAUUUCAUUUUUUCCUAUCUUUUUUUCUUCCAUCCAAUUACAUUUGUUAAAUGGCUGCCACAUUUUAUCAUCAUCAAUAUAUGCAACUGUUAAUUUA
Durio zibethinus is the source of this 6051-nucleotide messenger RNA. Its product is annotated as 1-phosphatidylinositol-3-phosphate 5-kinase FAB1A-like. Gene Ontology annotation, biological process: phosphatidylinositol phosphate biosynthetic process. Gene Ontology annotation, cellular component: endosome membrane. Gene Ontology annotation, molecular function: ATP binding; metal ion binding; 1-phosphatidylinositol-3-phosphate 5-kinase activity. Lineage: Eukaryota; Viridiplantae; Streptophyta; Magnoliopsida; Malvales; Malvaceae. The record is from RefSeq and is a predicted model, not a curated record.